UAUAACCAAUGCAUUUUCUUAUACUUUUGAAUUUGGUAUAAAAACGUCGUCGGUCUAGUCCACUGACAUCAGUCACCUGUAGUCAAUUUCACAUUCACUUCAGUUCAACUCAGAACCAAACCACUCAAAAUGUUCAAGCUUGUAGCUCUUACCAUUGUCUUGGUCGCCGUUGCCGUCCAAGCACUGCCCCAGAUGCCGUCCGUCCCGGAGGUUCCAGCCAUGCCGGAAAUGCCAUCAACCCCGGAAAUGCCAGCCACCCCAGAGAUGCCAGCCACUCCAGAGAUGCCAGAGACCCCGGAAAUGCCAGCCGAAGGUGCGGAAAGUGCCACCAUGCCCAACCUGCCCAACCGUAUCUCCAACCGAAUCUCGAACAGCGUGAACCGCGUCAACAGCCGCAACUAAGCAUCCCGGAGACGUGGACGCUGUUGGAAGAUAGAAAAAGGUGGCGAACCGCCUAUGGAACCAAUAAGUGCUAAAGAACACCAGUUGAGUAUACGUAAAUACAUUGUUGAAAGAGAA
Aedes aegypti (yellow fever mosquito) is the source of this 519-nucleotide messenger RNA. RefSeq names its product neurofilament medium polypeptide-like. The transcript is spliced from 2 exons. Lineage: Eukaryota; Metazoa; Arthropoda; Insecta; Diptera; Culicidae. The record is from RefSeq and is a predicted model, not a curated record. The coding region runs from base 130 to 402 and encodes 90 amino acids.